AUGGCCAACCUCAACGUCACUAUCCCGAACCUCAAGCUCAACGAUGGCACGUCUAUGCCAAUGUUGGGCUAUGGAACCGGGACGGCUUGGUUCAAGAACGGAGAAGAGAGCAAGAUUGACCAAGCUACUAUUGAUGCCGUGAAAACAGCGACAAAGUUGGGGUACACACACCUUGAUGGUGCCGAGGUAUACAAGACGGAAUCCGAGCUUGGAACAGCCAUUAAAGAGAGCGGAGUUCCCCGCGAGAAACUCUAUGUCACAACAAAAGUGUGGCACGGCAAUAUCAAUGACAUUGCCGGCGCGCUUAAGACAAGUCUGAAGAAGUUACAAUUGGACUACGUCGACCUAUACCUCAUCCACCACCCAUGGUUCGCAAACUCGGACGCCGAGCUCCAAAAAGCUUGGGCAGACAUGGAAGCCGUCCAAGCCUCCGGUCUCGCCAAAUCAAUCGGAGUAUCAAACUACCUGCCCACCCACCUAGCCGCAACCCUCAAGACGGCCAAAGUAAAGCCCGUUUGCAACCAGAUCGAACUGCACCCCUAUCUCCAACGCCACGAACUCCUGGAAUUCCACAAGCAGAACGGGAUUGCAACAACGGCCUACGGACCUCUGACUGCAGCAACCAAAGCAAAGCCUGGCCCACUGGACGACUACGUCGAGAAGCUGACGAAGAAGUACGCAGUGAGCGAGAACGAGAUUUACCUGAGGUGGUGCAUUGAUCAGGAUAUUGUGCCUGUGACGACGAGUGGCAAGGAGCAACGGUUGAGUGAUUACUUGAGGGCGAUGACGUUCAAAUUGACGCCUAAAGAGAUCAAGGAGAUCAAUGAGUUGGGGGAGCAGAAACACUUUAGAGGGUUCUGGAACGAUAAGUUUGCUGAGAAUGAUCGGUCGUAGCUUAGGUUCUGAGAGAAAAGGGGGUUGCCACGAGUUUGAGGAUGCGCAUCAAGUGAGGGCGAGGAAAGUGAUGGAGCGUGACGACUGAGAGUAUUGCGAGGUCAUACAUGAACAUGCUGUAGAGAUAUAUUGAGAUUGUAGCACGUCCGGUAGAGCCGCGUAGGUACAUUCACUUGGUAGUCAUUCUAGGCACAAUAUGAAAGUAUGGUUUUUGUUGAGAA
Pyrenophora tritici-repentis Pt-1C-BFP is the source of this 1115-nucleotide messenger RNA. Its product is annotated as ARA1, Aldo-keto reductase, related to diketogulonate reductase. Gene Ontology annotation, molecular function: oxidoreductase activity, acting on NAD(P)H as acceptor. NCBI's taxonomy places the organism in Eukaryota, Fungi, Ascomycota, Dothideomycetes, Pleosporales, Pleosporaceae. The record is from RefSeq and is a predicted model, not a curated record.